This is a messenger RNA of Triplophysa dalaica, 5897 nucleotides long. Its product is annotated as alpha-tectorin-like. The record is from RefSeq and is a predicted model, not a curated record. Gene Ontology annotation, molecular function: protein binding. Lineage: Eukaryota; Metazoa; Chordata; Actinopteri; Cypriniformes; Nemacheilidae. Gene Ontology annotation, biological process: cell-matrix adhesion.
UUUUGCUCCGCAGAAGCUGUCCAUCUCAGGUAAUAUUUUGGUGCAGGACGGGUAGUCUGUCACAAUGGGGUUUUUAAUCUCAUUGUAUGCGAGUGUUCUGUUGCUGAUUAACGGAUCAUGUGCUCACCCCACAGCUCUCUGCUGUCCUGGACUGAACAGCACCUGUAAUCGUGGAUGUUUUUGUGAUGAGAAAUGCAUCGUGUUUAGUGACUGUUGUAAUGACUACAUCCCGUCAUGCGGUCGAAACUCAACAAAUUCAUCAUACUCAUCACCACCAGUAUCAGGCCCAUUUUAUCCGUUUGGAACUGGAGACACAGUGAAUGGACGCGUUGAUGAUGGAAGUUCUCAACUGAUCCAUCUCCUGCAAUCUUUUAUAUUUUUCGGACACAAAUACAGCCAAAUUUAUGUGAACAACAAUGGACACCUGACGUUUGAUGGGGCGUGGUCCAGCUACUCUCCAUACGCAUUCCCAGCUUAUGGUGGUAAAGACAUCAUCGCUCCGUUCUGGACUGAUAUUGAUAACCGCAGAAAUGGUGUUAUCUCAUAUCAGCAGUACACCUCUGGAGAUGUCCUGACACAGGCUACACAAGACAUCCACAAGUACUUCCCUGACCUGAGCUUUUCUGCUUCAUGGGUCUUUGUUGCAACAUGGGACAGAGUGGCAUAUUAUCCACAGUCACGAACAGAAACAUCUUUCCAAUUGGUUUUGAUUUCAAAUGGCCAUCUCUCAUUUGUUUUAAUGAACUAUGGGACAAUCGCUCCAUCACAGCGAUACAUACAGGCUGGCUAUGACACCAUUGACUCAAGCUACCAUUUCUCAAUCACUGGAUCUCUUCAAAACGACUCUACAAGUUUAACGUACAGCAGUAAUGUCAAUGUAACAGGCAGAUGGGCCUUCAGAACAGAUCAUGGAUCACUGGGUUGUCAAUUCAAUGGUGUAGCAGUGCAGCUGGGAGAUUCUUUCUGGACUAAUUCUACCUGUCAGGAGAGAUGCACUUGUACCAGAAGGGGUCUCCGGUGCAGCCUGAACCCAUGCACUUAUUCCCAGGCAUGCCGUAGAGAUGCUUUCCAAUACUCUUGUCAGAACAUUUUAAGAAAAACCUGCACGGUCUCCGGAGAUCCUCACUACUACACUUUCGACAACCAGAUUUUACACUUUCAAGGAAUUUGCACUUAUGUACUGUCUAAGGCUUGUGGAAAUGAUUUGCCGUACUAUCGCAUUGAGGGCAAGAAUGAGCAUCGUGGUAGCACACAUGUGUCAUGGACUCGAAUGGUCAGAGUAUUUGUGUAUGAUGAGGAAAUUGAAGCAACACCUUUCAGUCUGCGCAAUGGCUCCAUCCAGGUCUAUCAGUCAGGUUUCACCUUGGCCGUCAGCACAGACUUUGGACUCAUUGUUACAUAUAAUCAAUACAGCUGGGUCUCCAUCUCUGUACCGUAUGAAUACCAGAAUUCCACAUGUGGUCUGUGUGGGAAUUUUAACCUGCAUCCUGAAGAUGAUUUCCGUUCCCCUUCUGGGGAGAUACUGAGCUCAGAUGUGGACUUUGCCAACUCUUGGAAGGCAGAGGGGGACACAGACCCGGGAUGUCAUGAUGUCGGGUGUACAGGUCUGGCUUGUGCCAAUUGCAGCCAUGAUGCAAUGAGUGUGUACAAUGAUACAAACCACUGUGGGAUCCUAGGAGCUGUGUUUGGCCCCUUUGCUGCCUGCCAAUCUGUGCUUUCACCGCAGAUAUACAUAGAAAACUGUGUCUAUGAUGUUUGUUUAGGAGGUGGGUACCAACCCAUUCUGUGCCAAGCUCUCAGUGUGUAUGCUGUUCAAUGCCAACAGCUAGAGGUACAACUAGGCCAGUGGAGACAGCAGGGAUUCUGUGAGAUCAUAUGUAAUGACGACCACAGCCAUUAUGAGCCUCAAGGAACAAGCUGCCCUGCAACCUGCACUGAUCCCUCUGCCCCGAUGAACUGUCCCUUGCCCAAUCAAGAGAGCUGUAUCUGUGAUGCUGGGUACAUUCUCAGUGCUGGGACAUGUGUUCCUGAAGCAGAUUGUGGCUGCACCUUUGAGGGAUUCUAUUAUGCUAAGGGACAAUCAGUAGUGUUGGAUGAGGACUGUGGGAGACAGUGUGUUUGCAGCAACAGGACAAUGAUCUGCCAUCAGCAACAGUGUAGUCCAGCUGAGGUGUGUGAAGUUCAUCACGGUGUGAGGGGCUGCAGACCCACCAGCUAUGCUUCCUGUUCAGUUGAAGGCCUCGGAUUCUAUCACACCUUUGAUGGACAAGCUUUCAGAUAUCCAGGAGCUUGUGGACUGACCCUUUCACGGGUCAUUGGACAAUCCCAAUUGCCAUCCUUCCUUUUGACAGUGGAGAAAGUACCACGAGGCCUUCAAGGUUUUGCUAGGUUCCUGAAGUUCGAGGCAGAAGGGACUCAUGUCUCCAUAGAAAUGGGGGAAGGUAGUAAUGUAGAGGUAAAUGGACAGGUGGUUGGUUUGCCCAUCAGUGUUGGGUCCAGUCAGAUCCGCAUCUAUCACAGCGGUGUCAUGGGUUUUGUUCUAGAAACAAACUUCGGGGUGACCAUUAGAGCUGACUGGCCACACAUUGUCAGGAUCACAGUGCCGAGCACAUACAAUGGUACACUUGGAGGUCUAUGUGGGAAUUUGAACGGAAAUAUUACAGAUGAGUUUGUUAGCCCAGAUGGUGUCCUGCUGGAUGGUCCCCAGGCAUUUGCAGACAGUUGGCGUGAUGGGUCCCUAUCAGCACACUGUGAGGAGCCAAUUGACCUCUGGGAAUCAGGACAUUAUCAGAACAGCCAGUUCAGUGAGCAAUGCAGAAUCAUGACCUUGACCUUCGGACCAUUUGCUGAGUGCAGAAGAACACUAGACCCUACACAACGAAUCCAAGAUUGUAUUCAGAUUCUGGAAAACACCAGCAGGGCCAGGGAAGCUCUUUGUGAGGCCCUGCGGGGAUACACGCUGCUCUGCCAACAGAAUGGCAUUGUAGUUGGAGAGUGGAGGGAAUUUGCCUACUGUGAACCCACCUGCCCACCAAAUGCCCAUUACGAAUUGUGUCACACAUCCUGUCCUGCAUCCUGCCCUAGUCUCUCAUUUCCCUUUCAGUGCACCCUGCAGUGCCAGGAGGGAUGCCAGUGUAAUGAUGGGCUUGUUUUGAAUGGAGAUCAAUGUGUGCCGCCCAUGGGCUGUGGUUGUCGCUAUGCUGGACGUUAUCGUCAGCCUGGAGAGCAGUUCUGGCAUGAUGAGGAGUGCCAGUCUCUGUGUGUUUGUGAUGGGAUUACUGGAAAUGUCCAUUGCACACCAUCAUCUUGCAGUGAACAGGAACUCUGCAGUGUGGUGGAGGGAGAGUAUGGCUGCCAUCCCAGUCCACAUGCUAGUUGUUCUGCUUCAGGAGACCCCCAUUAUAUCUCUUUUGAUGGGAAAUACUUUGAUUUUCAGGGCACAUGUAGAUAUGUGCUGGCCACAGUAUGUAAUGACAGUCGUGGUCUACCACACUUCCAGGUGGAUGCAAGAAAUGAGGCUUGGCAUGGACUCCAAGUGUCCAUUACCGUUGAGGUUUUUGUCAAUGUCUCUGGACAUCUCGUCCACAUGUCGCAGGACCUAAAUGGUUAUUCUUCUGUCCAGGUUGAUGGAGAGAUCAGAAACCUUCCCAUCCUACUUGAUUCUGGCCGAGUAUCUGUCUACUCCACUGGAUCGAACACUCUUGUUUCAACUAACUUCGGUUUAAGUGUGACUUAUGGCUUCUGGGCGGUAAACAUCAAUGUACCAGCAAACUACCGAGGAAUUACGUGUGGACUUUGUGGCAACUUUAACGGUCAUAGAGAAGACGACUUCAUGACUCCUUCAGGUUCUUUGGCUGCUUCAACAACACAGUUUGGGGCAGAAUGGAAGGUUGAGGACGAGAUGCCAUGCAAUGAUGGGUGUGGAGACAACUGUCCUCUGUGCCAAGAUCAGAGCACUGCUCGUGCUAUGUGUGAGAUCAUCACAGACAACCAGGGCCCCUUUAGCUUCUGUCACCCUUCUGUAGAUCCACAAGCAUACUUUAAUGACUGUUCAUUUGAUGUUUGCCUCUCUGGAAACCUUCAUGAUGUAUUGUGUCAUUCUAUCCAAUCCUAUGUGAGGGCCUGUCAAUCUGCCAAUGUUGUUGUCUUACCCUGGAGAGAAACUACAUCUUGUGCCAUGAUAUGUCCAGACUACAGUCACUAUGAGCUGUGUGGUACAGACUGUGGUCAUACAUGCGCCAGCAGCAUUGAUGCUAGUUGUGAACAUACAUGCUCUGAGGGAUGUUUCUGUAAUGAUGGAUUUGUGAGGAGUGGAGAAUACUGUUGGCCUGUGGAGCAAUGCGGAUGCUUGUAUGAUGGGUUCUACUAUUAUAUUGGUGAACAGAUCUGGAAUUCAGAAUGUUCCCAACGCUGUGAAUGUUUUGCCCCAAAUGAUCUGCGUUGUUCACCAUCCUCUUGCCCAACAGCUAUGGAAUGUACAGUCAGAAAUGGACGUCGUGACUGCUAUGACCCCUGCUCUAGGCUAAACUGUACUGAAGAUGAAUGGUGUGGAGAACAAAAUGGUGUUUACGGCUGUUUCUGCAAUGAGGACCAACACAGACCCGACUCUUUCGAUUUCUCUGAAACCUGUGAGAGCAGUUCAGGAUCUAUAUCUCUGUCUCGCUGUCAGCUGUUUGAAGCUGGUUUUUCAGCUCAUGUUCUUCAUCUCAAUGACCGCAGCUGUAGAGGAACCAUCCAGAACGGAAGAUUGCAGUUUCACUUUGAUUACAAUGAUCACAUCUGUGGCACCAGACUUGUGGCCAACGGCACUCAUAUCAUCUAUGAGAACUUUAUUUUGGGGACAUCAGAGUCAGCCACAGGUCUCAUCAGCAGAGGAAAAAUACUGAAGCUAAAUUUCAGCUGUAUUUACCCCCAAACACAAACACUUUCUAUGAUAGACAUCAACCCACUGGAGACCAUUUUACACAGGAAUCUUCCCGCUGGUGAAGGGAGGUAUCGGGUGAGAAUGGUUCCAUAUCAGGAUUCUGAGUUCUCUCAGCCCUUCACUGGUCGUGUGGAUGCAGAACUCAACCAGAAGAUGUUUGUUGAGGUUGGUGUUGACGGGGUUGACAGUCGUCAGUUUGUCACAGUGAUUGACACAUGUUGGGCUACACCUGUGAAUGAUCCAGAUUACAGUCUGCGCUGGGAUCUCAUCACUGGAGAGUGUCCAAAUCCACAAGACAAAACAGUGAAGCUUCUUCAGAAUGGCAACUCAACAACCAGCCGUUUCUCCUUCAGGAUGUUUAUCUUCAACGCAAACGCAACUAAAGUUUACCUGCACUGUUCUGUUCAUCUGUGUCUUCCAGCCAACAAUAACUGUUCAGCUGAUUGUCAUUCUGGACAUCACCAGAGGAGCCGCAGGUCUCUGGACUUUCAUCACAGUUCUUCUAUAUCCAUGGGUCCUCUAGUCUGGUCUGGUGGAACUUCAGAUACAUGGAGCCCAGAAAAACUGAUGACAUCUGGAGCUCCAGGUCUCUGUGGUUGCUUGAUCAUUCUGCUGGUUUCACUACUGAGUGUCUGCACCAUCUACUAGGAUAUUUACACAAAGUCGUUUUAAUGAUUUUUAAUGAAUUUUAAACUCAAUGAAAUAUCCUAAGAUUGAGCUUUUUCAUAUCUUAUAUGUUACUUUGUUUCUAAUGAACAUAAAGCAAUGAUCUUGUUUUGACCACUUGAUUAAUAUUUUCUAGAAUGAUAACAUAACAUACCCGAGGUAGUUCGGAUAAGCGGUAGAAAAUGGAAUGGAAUGGAUAACAUAACAUUUUUAAUUGACUGUUGAUUUCUAUUUUUAAAUGUCAAAUACAAGGUUUUACCUCUGUUUAAAUAUAAAUGCAUAUUGUCAAAAUAAACUUCACACAAAG